This is a messenger RNA of Pungitius pungitius (ninespine stickleback), 2020 nucleotides long. It is a transcript of the gene crtac1a, whose product is annotated as cartilage acidic protein 1a. NCBI's taxonomy places the organism in Eukaryota, Metazoa, Chordata, Actinopteri, Perciformes, Gasterosteidae. Gene Ontology annotation, biological process: axonal fasciculation. The transcript is spliced from 14 exons. The record is from RefSeq and is a predicted model, not a curated record. Bases 166 to 1809 code for a protein of 547 amino acids.
GGACGUUACACAAGCUGUUUCGUAAAAUCUGAAGUUCUUUAAGGAUUUGUAUUGAUAAGGAUCUCAAAGCGAUACCUAUUUUAUGAUUUAAAGAAAAAGUUUUUCAUCUCUGCAGGGAAGUCAGCUCAUUUACAUCUCUACGCACGAAACGCGCAGGUUGCAGUGAUGUGGGUUUCUGGUGUUUUGCUGUUCCUGGUUGGACUCUGGUAUAAGUCCCAUGCCCAGAGCUCUGAGCCCAUGUUCCAGGUUGUAACACAGACAAUGCUCCCUCCAGACAGUCUGCACAAUCCCACACAACUAAAUUAUGGAAUGGCUGUAACAGACGUGGAUGGGGACGGUGACCUUGAAGUGAUUGUGGCAGGGUACAAUGGGCCAAACCUGGUGCUGAAGUACAACCACACUCAGAAAAGGCUGGUGAACAUUGCUAUUGAUGACAGCAGCUCUCCAUACUUUGCCCUGAGGGAUCGAGCAGGAAAUGCUAUUGGAGUUACUGCUUGUGAUGUGGAUGGAGAUGGACGUGAGGAGAUCUACUUCCUCAACACAAACAAUGCCUACUCUGGAAGGGCAACGUAUUCAGACAAACUGUUUAAAUUCCGUAAUGGCCGCUUUGAAGAUCUUCUGGGGGAUGAGCUUAACGUGCGUCGUGGUGUUGCCAAUGGGAUGGCAGGCCGUUCUGUUGCAUGUGUUGACAGAAAGGGAACAGGCCGUUACUCCAUUUACUUGGCCAACUACGCAAGCGGCAACGUCGGCCCCCACGCCCUCCUUGAAAUGGAUGAGGCUGCCAGUGAUGGAACCAAGGGCAUCAUCGCUCUGUCUGACGUGGCUGCCACGGCGGGGGUCAACAAGCUCACCGGGGGGCGCGGUGUGGUCGUCGGACCAAUCCUCAGCCAGUCAAGGUCGGAUGUGUUUUGUGACAACGAAAAUGGACCAAACUUCCUGUUCAAGAAUAACGGAGACGGGACUUUUGUUGACAUGGCAAAACAGUCAGGUGUGGGGGACCGGUACCAGCAUGGCAGAGGAGUAGCACUAGCCGACUUCAAUGGCGAUGGAAAGACAGACAUUGUCUAUGGAAACUGGAACGGCCCGCACAGACUCUUCCUGCAGGACGCCGACUCUAAAUUCAGGAACAUAGCAGCUGGAGGGUUCGCAGCCCCCUCCCCGAUCCGCACAGUCAUCGCUGCUGACUUUGACAACGACAAGGAGCUGGAGGUGUUUUUCAACAAUAUUGCGUAUCGAGGCAGUGCCGCUAACAGGCUCUUCCGGGUGUCAAGGAGAGCAGGUGCAGACCCUUUAAUACAAGAACUCCACGUGGGAGACGCUGCGGAGCCGCAGGGCCGAGGAACAGGUGGCACCGUGACAGAUUUAGACGGGGACGGACAGCUGGACCUGCUGCUGGCACAUGGAGAGAGUUUCCAGCAGCCAAUCUCUAUCUUCAGGGUCACACAGGGCUCGUCUAACAACUGGCUGCGGGUCAUCCCUCGCACCCAGUUCGGCUCCUUUGCCCGGGGAGCCACGGUGACGGCCUUCACCCGUCAGAGCGGAGCGCACACGCGCAUCAUUGACGGAGGGUCGGGGUACCUGUGUCAGAUGGAGCCUGUCGCACACUUUGGUUUAGGAACCGAUCAGGUGACGGUUCUGGGGGUCUCCUGGCCAGACGGCAGCUUCACCACUCGAACCCUUCAGCCUGGUGAAAUGAAUUCAGUGGUGGAGGUGCCCUAUCCCAAAGAAGGGGGGUCUUCUCUGCUUGCUAAUGAAACGCAGUGUGGUGAGGGCUUUACUGUCAAGAAUGGACGCUGUGCAGGGCUGUGAAGAAAAUCACUUUAUAUGCACUCAAAAUGUUCCAUGACAAUGUUACAGAACACAUGGUUUAAAAACGUUGCUUUUGUUUGUACUUUAGGGGCCUUGUGUUGUUUUCUUUACUCUAUGAGUAGUUCUAUUAUUGUUGUUUUUAUCAUUUUUCCCUUAACUGCCUAAUUCUACUGCAGUGUCACGGCAAACUCUAAUAAACUCCUGCAAAUCA